AUGGGAGGCUGUGGCACAUGGGCAUGGCAGGAGCUGCUAGUGCUGCUGAGCAGCCUCCUGUGGCUGUGGGCAGACAGUGCCCAGCCCACCCCGCCAGGCCCCACAGCCAACCCAGGACCCCAGCUGAGGUUCCGCCUGGCUGGUUACCCACGCAAACACAACGAGGGUCGCGUGGAGGUCUUCUACAACGACGAGUGGGGCACCAUCUGCGACGACGACUUCACGCUGGCCAAUGCGCACGUGCUCUGCCGGCACCUCGGCUUUGUGGCUGCCACGGGCUGGGCCCACAGCGCCAAGUAUGGCAAAGGCAUGGGGCGGAUCUGGCUGGACAAUGUGAAUUGUGCUGGAGGUGAGAAGAGCAUUGGGGACUGCAAACAUCGGGGCUGGGGGAACAGUGACUGCAGCCAUGAGGAAGAUGCAGGUGUUGUCUGCAAGGAUGAGCGCAUCCCAGGCUUCAAGGACUCCAACGUCAUUGAGACUGAGCAGAAUCAUGUGGAGGAGGUGCGCCUGCGACCGGUGGUGUCUGGGGCCCGGCAGCAGCUGCCAGUGUCAGAGGGCAUCGUGGAGGUACGCUACAAGGAUGGCUGGGCACAGAUCUGUGACGAGGGCUGGCACAGCCAGAACAGUCGUGUGGUCUGUGGCAUGAUGGGCUUCCCUGCUGAGAAGAAGGUCAACAGGAACUUCUACAAGCGGCUGAAGCGUGCAGCCAGGAUGAAGGGCCGGAGCCUAAGGCCAGGUGGCAGGCUGGCCUCCAAGUCUCAGCCUAAACAAAAGCGCAGGGAGGACAUAGGGCCCAGGAAGAGGCUGUUCUCAGAGCGGCAGCAGCUCAACUACCGCCUGCACUCGGUGUCUUGCACGGGCACUGAGGUGCACCUCUCCAUGUGCACCUUUGAAUUCUACCGGGGCAAUGCCUCGGCUGCCUGCAGGGCUGGCAUGCCUGCCGUCGUCAGCUGUGUGCCUGGGCCCCUCUUCACCACUGGCAAUGGUCACAAGAAGAAACAGCGACGGCAGCAGCAGGGCCAGCAGCGAAUCCGCCUGAAGGGUGGUGCCAAGGUUGGUGAGGGCCGUGUGGAGGUGCUCAAGAGCAGCGAGUGGGGCACCAUCUGUGAUGACCGCUGGAACCUGCUAUCAGCCAGUGUGGUGUGCCGGGAGCUGGGCUUCGGUAGUGCCAAGGAGGCCCUCACUGGGGCACGCAUGGGCCAAGGGACGGGACCCAUCUACCUGAAUGAAGUGCAGUGCCUUGGCACUGAGAAGUCCCUUUGGAGCUGCCCCUUCAAGAACAUCACACAGGAGGACUGCAAGCACACAGAGGAUGCAGCUGUUCGCUGCAACAUCCCCUACAUGGGCUACGAGACUCUGAUUCGGCUGAGUGGGGGCCGGAGCCGCUUCGAGGGGCGGGUCGAAGUGGCACUGGGGGCUGGUGACGGGGACCAGCCCCACUGGGGCCUGGUCUGCGGUGAAGGCUGGGGUACGCUCGAGGCGAUGGUGGCCUGUCGCCAGCUGGGUCUGGGAUUUGCUAACCACGGCUUACAAGAGACGUGGUACUGGGAUGCCAGUAACGUGACGGAGAUGGUGCUGAGUGGGGUGAAGUGUGCCGGCCAUGAGAUGUCCCUGAGUCAUUGCCAGCACCAUGGCACCAGCCUGAGCUGCAGGAACACAGGCACACGCUUUGCUGCUGGUGUCAUCUGCUCUGAGACUGCCUCCGACCUGCUGCUGCACGCCCCGCUGGUGCAGGAGACGGCAUACAUCGAGGACCGGCCCCUGCACAUGCUGUACUGCGCCGCUGAGGAGAACUGCCUGGCCAGCUCGGCACGCCUGGCCAACUGGCCCUACGGGCACCGCCGCCUGCUGCGCUUCUCCUCCCAGAUCCACAACAACGGCCGUGCUGACUUCCGCCCCAAGGCUGGCCGCCACUCUUGGGUCUGGCACGAGUGCCACCGGCACUACCACAGCAUGGACAUCUUCACCCACUAUGACAUCCUGACACCCAAUGGCACCAAGGUGGCAGAGGGACACAAGGCCAGCUUCUGCCUCGAAGAUACUGAGUGUGAGGAAGAUGUGGCCAAGCGGUAUGAGUGUGCCAACUUUGGGGAGCAGGGCAUCACCGUGGGCUGCUGGGACCUGUACCGGCAUGACAUCGACUGCCAGUGGAUCGACAUUACUGAUGUCAAGCCUGGCAACUACAUCCUGCAGGUCGUGAUCAACCCCAACUUUGAGGUGGCAGAGAGUGACUUUACCAACAAUGCCAUGAAAUGCAACUGCAAGUACGAUGGGCAUCGCAUCUGGGUGCACAGCUGCCACAUUGGCGAUGCGCUCAGUGAGGAGGCCAACAGGCGGUUUGAGCGGUACCCAGGUCAGCUCAACAACCAGAUUUCAUAG
Molecule: messenger RNA, 2379 nt
Organism: Indicator indicator
Lineage: Eukaryota; Metazoa; Chordata; Aves; Piciformes; Indicatoridae
Gene: LOXL3
Product: lysyl oxidase like 3
Exons: 15
Coding region: 1-2379 (792 amino acids)
Biological process (GO): inflammatory response; peptidyl-lysine oxidation
Cellular component (GO): membrane
Molecular function (GO): protein-lysine 6-oxidase activity; copper ion binding
Source: RefSeq, a predicted model, not a curated record